Molecule: messenger RNA, 2355 nt
Organism: Tachysurus fulvidraco (yellow catfish)
Lineage: Eukaryota; Metazoa; Chordata; Actinopteri; Siluriformes; Bagridae
Gene: pick1
Product: protein interacting with prkca 1
Exons: 13
Coding region: 178-1395 (405 amino acids)
Biological process (GO): dendritic spine maintenance; intracellular protein transport; positive regulation of receptor internalization
Cellular component (GO): synaptic vesicle; trans-Golgi network membrane; neuron projection
Molecular function (GO): phospholipid binding; protein kinase C binding; protein domain specific binding
Source: RefSeq, a predicted model, not a curated record
GGAAGUGACGCAGUCUGCAGGUACACGUCAGAGAGAGAGAGAUGGAGCAUUUAUGAUCUGUGUUUUUAUUAUUAAUGGUAAAGUAAACGCGUUUGUGACUGCGAUAAAGACACAGAAGUGACUUUGUGUUCAGGACGCGUUCAUACGGUUUGUGACACAGACCUGCUGUAACCUGACAUGUUCUCAGACACCAUGGACUACGAGCUAGAAGAAGAUAAGCUUGGGAUUCCCACAGUUCCAGGAACAGUGACCCUGAAGAAGGAUACACAGAACCUGAUUGGGAUCAGUAUAGGGGGCGGGGCUCAGUACUGCCCCUGUCUCUACAUUGUACAGGUGUUUGAUAACACUCCAGCAGCACUGGAUGGGACAUUAGCAGCAGGUGAUGAGAUCACUGGUGUAAACGGUAAAGCAGUGAAGGGCAAGACCAAAGUGGAGGUGGCCAAGAUGAUUCAGGCUGUACAGGGUGAAGCAGUGAUACACUAUAACAAACUGCAGGCUGACCCCAAACAGGGCAAAUCCCUUGAUAUCGUCUUGAAGAAGGUGAAGCACCGUUUGGUGGAGAACAUGAGCUCAGGAACAGCAGAUGCACUUGGACUGAGUAGAGCCAUCCUCUGUAAUGAUGGACUUGUAAAGAAACUGGAGGAACUGGAGAAAACUGCAGAGCUGUACAAAGGGUUAAUGGAACACAGUAAGCGAUUACUCCGAGCUUUCUUUGAGCUGUCCCAGACACACAGAGUGUUUGGUGAUGUAUUCUCGGUGAUCGGUGUUCGGGAGCCACAGGCUGCAGCCAGUGAGGCCUUUGUGAAAUUUGCAGAAGCUCAUCGUAACAUUGAGAAAUACGGCAUCCAGCUGCUUAAAACUAUUAAACCUAUGCUGCAUGAUUUGAAUACAUACCUUCACAAAGCGAUUCCAGACACUAAACUGACCAUCCGUAAAUACCUGGACGUGAAGUUUGAGUACCUGUCGUACUGCCUGAAGGUGAAAGAGAUGGAUGAUGAGGAGUACAGCUGCAUUGCACUGGGAGAGCCACUGUACCGUGUUAGCACAGGGAAUUACGAGUAUCGUCUAGUUCUGCGCUGUCGACAAGAGGCUCGCUCUCGUUUUGCUAAAAUGCGUAAAGACGUUCUGGAGAAGAUCGAGCUGCUGGACCAGAAACAUGUUCAGGACAUUGUGUUCCAGCUGCAGAGGUUCGUCUCGGGGAUGUCACAUUAUUAUGAUGAGUGUUAUGCAGUGCUGAAAGAGGCCGACGUCUUCCCCAUCGAGGUGGACCUCUCACGCACCACCCUCAACUACACUGGCCCAAACUAUGAGGAUGAGGAUGGUGAGGAAGAACAAGAGGAGGAGGCGAGAGAACAGACUGAGAAUGGAGCAGAGAAACUGAUUGAUGAUGAAUGAGUGAUGGAGUACACUGGAACAGAUAGGGUAAUACUGAUGCAGAGUGGGGGUGGGGGGUGGGGGUGGGGGUAAUAAGCAGUCCUUCAUCAAUCACACUAAACAUCACCAAGUCUGUCAGGACCUGAGAAGAGUCCAUGUCCUUCAUUCUACAGCUCAGUCUCUCACUCUGUCCUGCUGUAACACACAUCAGCAGUUAAGGACACAUCAGUAGUACAUCAUCACUGCUGACUAUUCCCAUGGGGUUAGGGAUCUGUUAGGGAUCUGUUAGGGAUCUGUUGGGGAUCAGUUGGGGAUCAGUAGGGAUCUGUUUGGGACAUUUAGUAAACACUAGUUGACAUUGCUCUGUGUCUCAGGUCAGACUUGCUCACACUCCUCCUGAUAUCACUGCGUCCUACAGAGUGGGAUUUGGGACGCAGCCUCUCUAACACUGCAAAAUUGAAGUUCACUCUUUGCACUAAAAUGUAGUUGUGUUCAUUUGAGGUGUUUGUAGCUGUUUGUGUUUAUUUUCAUAUAGAACUGACACUAACAGCUAAAUGCAGUUGUGUUAAAUCUGUGUGUUUAUCUCAGUCCUGCUGAUGGAUCUAUGAUAUUUGUUCCAAUGUUUAGUCUACAGUUAUGUGUAGUGUGUAGUGACCCAGGAGAAAACACCUGUGUGGUUUGGGACACGACACAUUUAGGGCACUGGCUUCUCUAUCUCAUAUUUUUAUCCAAACCAACAUUAAAGGAUUUAUUCAUCUUUGUGUGGAAACGAUCCAUUUUUGUUGUCAUUAUUUUCUUUGUGUACUGAUUUGUGUGAUGUCUUUUACGCAUUCAUGACAUUUAUUUUAUUUUGAUCUUUAUUUUUAUUUAAUCUUUUUGUGUAUCUGAAUGUUACAGAUGGCAGUGAAGUGAACAACAUGGUGAUUUAUUACUGCUUUAUAAACACACUAAUCUGUAAGAAGUAAAAAGAUUUAUUGCAAA